This is a messenger RNA of Anopheles moucheti, 4584 nucleotides long. RefSeq lists its product as uncharacterized. The record is from RefSeq and is a predicted model, not a curated record. The transcript is spliced from 12 exons. NCBI's taxonomy places the organism in Eukaryota, Metazoa, Arthropoda, Insecta, Diptera, Culicidae. Bases 1 to 4584 code for a protein of 1527 amino acids.
AUGGAUGCGAUCAAGGAUGGAAAGAAGAGUGGCCUGUUCACGAAGCGAUCUUUGGCAAAGAUGGCAAAGAUCCGGAUCUUGUUGGAGCCUGAGAACCAACCCGGUCCUAGUACAAGCAGGGAAGCACAAGAUUCGGAAGGUGUUCUUCCUGUGGCCGAACAAAGCAUCGAUGAUUCAUCGUCGUUGGAAGAUUUAACAUCCAUGGAUUAUUUACCAAUUGAAGAUGAGCAGGAACUGCAAAUUCUCGAGGAUGACGAGGAUAGUGAUGUUUCAGACUUCAUCAUAACGGAUACCGAUGAGGAUGAAGAUGAAUCGGACCCGGUUGUUGAGGAUGAUAGUACCCAAACUCAUAAUGCGUUCUCUAAGCCAACACUAUUAGCAACAGCCAUGGCGUACGUGAAAAUUAACGAAGAGCGACUGAUUAGUCUGGUCCAAGAAUGCCGGCUAAUUUGGGACCUGAGUGAUCCGAAAUAUAAGGAUAACCGGUUAAAGAAAGCAGCGAGGGAUGAGAUAAAAGAUCAGCUAAAUGUUCCCGAACAAGUAACCGAGGAGUAUUUGGAGGAGUUCGACGAGGAAGAGGAAGAGAUUGACCACGCUGGGGGGGAAACCAGUAACAGCGGUCUCCAAUUUAUCCCCAACCAAAAUAUACAGCCGUCAGGGCAAACAUCGGCCGGUCGGUCAAGGCGCGAAACCGACGGUGCCCUUCUCGAGGAGCUGGUGGCCCAAGAACAAGUAACCGAGGAGUAUUUGGAGGAGUUCCACGAGGAAGAGGAAGAGAUUGACCACGCUGGGGGAGAGACCAGUAACAGCGGUCUCCAAGCUAUCCCCAACCUAAAUAUACAGCCGUCAGGGCAAACAUCGGCCGGCCGGUCAAGGCGCGAAACCGACGGUGCCCUUCUCGAGGAGCUGGUGGCCCAAGAACAACCGUCAGGGCAAACAUCGGCCGGCCGGUCAAGGCGCGAAACCGACGGUGCCCUUCUCGAGGAGCUGGUGGCCCAAGAACAAGUAACCGAGGAGUAUUUGGAGGAGUUCCACGAGGAAGAGGAAGAGAUUGACCACGCUGGGGGAGAGACCAGUAACAGCCGUCUCCAAGCUAUCCCCAACCUAAAUAUACAGCCGUCAGGGCAAACAUCGGCCGGCCGGUCAAGGCGCGAAACCGACGGUGCCCUUCUCGAGGAGCUGGUGGCCCAAGAACAAGUAACCGAGGAGUAUUUGGAGGAGUUCCACGAGGAAGAGGAAGAGAUUGACCACGCUGGGGGGGAGACCAGUAACAGCGGUCUCCAAGCUAUCCCCAACCUAAAUAUACAGCCGUCAGGGCAAACAUCGGCCGGCCGGUCAAGGCGCGAAACCGACGGUGCCCUUCUCGAGGAGCUGGUGGCCCAAGAACAAGUAACCGAGGAGUAUUUGGAGGAGUUCGACGAGGAAGAGGAAGAGAUUGACCACGCUGGGGGAGAGACCAGUAACAGCGGUCUCCAAGCUAUCCCCAACCUAUAUAUACAGCCGUCAGGGCAAACAUCGGCCGGCCGGUCAAGGCGCGAAACCGACGGUGCCCUUCUCGAGGAGCUGGUGGCCCAAGAACAAGUAACCGAGGAGUAUUUGGAGGAGUUCCACGAGGAAGAGGAAGAGAUUGACCACGCUGGGGGAGAGACCAGUAACAGCGGUCUCCAAUUUAUCCCCAACCAAAAUAUACAGCCGUCAGGGCAAACAUCGGCCGGCCGGUCAAGGCGCGAAACCGACGGUGCCCUUCUCGAGGAGCUGGUGGCCCAAGAACAAGUAAGCGAGGAAUACUUGGAGGAGUUCCACGAGGAAGAGGAAGAGAUUGACCACGCUGGGGGAGAGACCAGUAACAGCGGUCUCCAAGCUAUCCCCAACCAAAAUAUACAGCCGUCAGGGCAAACAUCGGCCGGCCGGUCAAGGCGCGAAACCGACGGUGCCCUUCUCGAGGAGCUGGUGGCCCAAGAACAAGUAACCGAGGAGUAUUUGGAGGAGUUCCACGAGGAAGAGGAAGAGAUUGACCACGCUGGGGGGGAAACGAGUAACAGCGGUCUCCAAUUUAUCCCCAACCAAAAUAUACAGCCGUCAGGGCAAACAUCGGCCGGCCGGUCAAGGCACGAAACCGACGGUGCCCAUCUCGAGGAGCUGGUGGCCCAAGAACAAGUAACCGAGGAGUAUUUGGAGGAGUUCGACGAGGAAGAGGAAGAGAUUGACCACGCUGGGGGAGAGACCAGUAACAGCGGUCUCCAAGCUAUCCCCAACCUAAAUAUACAGCCGUCAGGGCAAACAUCGGCCGGCCGGUCAAGGCGCGAAACCGACGGUGCCCUUCUCGAGGAGCUGCCGUCAGGGCAAACAUCGGCCGGCCGGUCAAGGCGCGAAACCGACGGUGCCCUUCUCGAGGAGCUGGUGGCCCAAGAACAAGUAACCGAGGAGUAUUUGGAGGAGUUCCACGAGGAAGAGGAAGAGAUUGACCACGCUGGGGGGGAGACCAGUAACAGCGGUCUCCAAUUUAUCCCCAACCAAAAUAUACAGACGUCAGGGCAAACAUCGGCCGGCCGGUCAAGGCGCGAAACCGACGGUGCCCUUCUCGAGGAGCUGGUGGCCCAAGAACAACCAGGGCAAACAUCGGCCGGCCGGUCAAGGCGCGAAACCGACGGUGCCCUUCUCGAGGAGCUGGUGGCCCAAGAACAAGUAACCGAGGAGUAUUUGGAGGAGUUCGACGAGGAAGAGGAAGAGAUUGACCACGCUGGGGGGAAACGACCGUCAGGGCAAACAUCGGCCGGCCGGUCAAGGCACGAAACCGACGGUGCCCUUCUCGAGGAGCUGGUGGCCCAAGAACAAGUAACCGAGGAGUAUUUGGAGGAGUUCGACGAGGAAGAGGAAGAGAUUGACCACGCUGGGGGAGAGACCAGUAACAGCGGUCUCCAAGCUAUCCCCAACCAAAAUAUACAGCCGUCAGGGCAAACAUCGGCCGGCCGGUCAAGGCGCGAAACCGACGGUGCCCUUCUCGAGGAGCUGGUGGCCCAAGAACAAGUAACCGAGGAGUAUUUGGAGGAGUUCCACGAGGAAGAGGAAGAGAUUGACCACGCUGGGGGGGAGACCAGUAACAGCGGUCUCCAAUUUAUCCCCAACCAAAAUAUACAGCCGUCAGAGCAAACAUCGGCCGGCCGGUCAAGGCGCGAAACCGACGGUGCCCUUCUCGAGGAGCUGGUGGCCCAAGAACAAGUUAUCGAGGAGUAUUUGGAGGAGUUCCACGAGGAAGAGGAAGAGAUUGACCACGCUGGGGGAGAGACCAGUAACAGCGGUCUCCAAGCUAUCCCCAACCUAAAUAUACAGCCGUCAGGGCAAACAUCGGCCGGCCGGUCAAGGCGCGAAACCGACGGUGCCCUUCUCGAGGAGCUGGUGGCCCAAGAACAACCGUCAGGGCAAACAUCGGCCGGCCGGUCAAGGCGCGAAACCGACGGUGCCCUUCUCGAGGAGCUGGUGGCCCAAGAACAAGUAAGCGAGGAAUACUUGGAGGAGUUCGACGAGGAAGAGGAAGAGAUUGACCACGCUGGGGGGGAAACCAGUAACAGCGGUCUCCAAGCUAUCCCCAACCUAAAUAUACAGCCGUCAGGGCAAACAUCGGCCGGCCGGUCAAGGCGCGAAACCGACGGUGCCCUUCUCGAGGAGCUGGUGGCCCAAGAACAAGUAAGCGAGGAAUACUUGGAGGAGUUCCACGAGGAAGAGGAAGAGAUUGACCACGCUGGGGGAGAGACCAGUAACAGCGGUCUCCAAGCUAUCCCCAACCUAAAUAUACAGCCGUCAGGGCAAACAUCGGCCGGCCGGUCAAGGCGCGAAACCGACGGUGCCCUUCUCGAGGAGCUGGUGGCCCAAGAACAAGUAACCGAGGAGUAUUUGGAGGAGUUCCACGAGGAAGAGGAAGAGAUUGACCACGCUGGGGGGAGACCACCGUCAGGGCAAAAAUCGGCCGGCCGGUCAAGGCGCGAAACCGACGGUGCCCUUCUCGAGGAGCUGGUGGCCCAAGAACAACCGUCAGGGCAAACAUCGGCCGGCCGGUCAAGGCGCGAAACCGACGGUGCCCUUCUCGAGGAGCUGGUGGCCCAAGAACAAAUAAGCGAGGAAUACUUGGAGGAGUUCCACGAGGAAGAGGAAGAGAUUGACCACGCUGGGGGAGAGACCAGUAACAGCGGUCUCCAAGCUAUCCCCAACCUAAAUAUACAGCCGUCAGGGCAAACAUCGGCCGGCCGGUCAAGGCGCGAAACCGACGGUGCCCUUCUCGAGGAGCUGGUGGCCCAAGAACAAGUAACCGAGGAGUAUUUGGAGGAGUUCCACGAGGAAGAGGAAGAGAUUGACCACGCUGGGGGGAGACCACCGUCAGGGCAAACAUCGGCCGGCCGGUCAAGGCGCGAAACCGACGGUGCCCUUCUCGAGGAGCUGGUGGCCCUCGAGAAGGAGAGGCACGCGAUGGUUGCGAAGAAGAGUGGCAACUACCAUGCCAUGAUGAGCUUGGUCACUCUCAUGGACAUGCUGACCAGGACCAAAUUGACGCGCUGGAGGAGAUCCUGCGGUUUGGUCACCGCGUGUUGA